Messenger RNA from Dipodomys ordii (Ord's kangaroo rat), 2202 nucleotides. Its product is annotated as alpha-actinin-2-like. Gene Ontology annotation, cellular component: cortical actin cytoskeleton; Z disc; cell junction. The record is from RefSeq and is a predicted model, not a curated record. Bases 1 to 2202 code for a protein of 733 amino acids. Gene Ontology annotation, molecular function: actin filament binding. NCBI's taxonomy places the organism in Eukaryota, Metazoa, Chordata, Mammalia, Rodentia, Heteromyidae. The transcript is spliced from 16 exons. Gene Ontology annotation, biological process: actin cytoskeleton organization; muscle cell development.
AUGGUGGAUACCUUCACUGCCUGGUGCAACUCCCACCUGCGCAAAGCUGGCACCCAGAUUGAGAACAUCGAGGAGGACUUCCGGAAUGGCCUGAAGCUCAUGCUGCUGCUGGAGGUCAUCUCAGGUGAGAGGCUGCCCAAACCCGACCGGGGCAAAAUGCGCUUCCACAAGAUCGCCAACGUCAACAAAGCCCUGGACUACAUAGCCAGCAAGGGGGUGAAGCUGGUGUCCAUCGGGGCGGAAGAAAUCGUGGACGGCAAUGUGAAGAUGACUCUCGGCAUGAUCUGGACCAUCAUCCUCCGCUUCGCCAUCCAGGACAUCUCUGUGGAAGAGACAUCUGCCAAAGAAGGGCUGCUGCUGUGGUGUCAGCGGAAGACGGCCCCUUACAGAAACGUGAACAUCCAGAACUUCCACACCAGGCAAGCACCGGCCCGGAGGCGAGGGGGUGCCCUGCCUGUCUCCCAGGAGCCCACAUGUGAUGACCCCAUAGGAAACAUCAACCUGGCCAUGGAGAUCGCAGAGAAGCACUUGGACAUUCCCAAAAUGCUGGAUGCUGAAGAUUUAGUGUACACUGCCAGACCCGAUGAACGCGCCCUCAUGACCUAUGUGUCCUGUUACUAUCAUGCUUUUGCGGGUGCCCAGAAGAAGGUUCUUUCUGUGGAUGGCCCCCACAGACUCCAUGAUGAGGUCUCGCUGCAGGGGAUGAAUGGCAGGGCUGAGACAGCAGCUAACAGGAUAUGUAAGGUUCUUGCUGUGAAUCAAGAGAAUGAGAGGCUGAUGGAAGAAUACGAGAGGCUAGCAAGUGAGGUAAAGGAUCGGGGCGCCCGGCUCCGCACCCCUCUCCAGGGCCGCCUGUGUCGCUUGCAUCUUGCAUCUCAGAGAGAAGGGAAGCAGGAACCACACGGGCUGUCGCUGGCUCCCGUGGUAGCGAGCAGUGUGCAGUGCCAACGCUGCUCUGAUGCAGAGUCGCAGAGCAUGCGCGCAUGUGCUGAGGCGUUGGCCUGCUGCAUCCAAGCCCCGCCCCUAGACAGCCUCGUGUUGGCCAAAUCCAGGAGCCUGGCCACACUCGCACAGGUCCUCCUUCUGGAGUGGAUUCGGCGCACGAUCCCCUGGCUGGAGAACCGGACGCCGGAGAAGACGAUGCAGGCCAUGCAGAAGAAGUUGGAGGACUUCCGGGACUACCGGCGCAAGCACAAGCCGCCCAAGGUGCAGGAGAAGUGCCAGCUGGAGAUCAACUUCAACACGCUGCAGACCAAGCUGCGCAUCAGCAACCGGCCGGCCUUCAUGCCCUCCGAGGGCAAGAUGGUGUCGGACAUCGCAGGUGCCUGGCAGAGGCUGGAGCAGGCUGAGAAGGGCUAUGAGGAGUGGCUGCUCAACGAGAUUCGGAGGUUGGAGCGCUUGGAACACCUGGCCGAGAAGUUCAGGCAGAAGGCCUCCACGCACGAGACCUGGGCUUAUGGCAAAGAGCAGAUCUUACUGCAGAAGGACUAUGAGUCAGCGUCGCUGACCGAGGUGCGGGCGCUGCUGCGGAAGCACGAAGCCUUUGAGAGCGACCUGGCGGCCCAUCAGGACCGCGUGGAGCAGAUUGCUGCCAUCGCCCAGGAGCUCAACGAGCUGGAUUACCAUGAUGCCGUGAAUGUCAAUGACCGAUGCCAGAAGAUUUGCGACCAGUGGGACAGGCUGGGGACGCUCACGCAGAAGCGGAGGGAGGCCUUGGAGAGAACGGAGAAAUUGCUAGAAACCAUCGAUCAGCUGCACCUGGAGUUUGCUAAGAGAGCGGCUCCCUUCAACAAUUGGAUGGAGGGAGCGAUGGAGGACCUGCAGGACAUGUUCAUUGUCCACAGCAUCGAGGAGAUCCAGAGUCUCAUCACUGCCCACGAGCAGUUCAAGGCCACGCUGCCCGAGGCGGAUGGCGAGCGGCAGUCCAUCAUGGCCAUACAGAAUGAGGUGGAGAAGGUCAUUCAGAGCUACAGCAUCAGGAUCAGCUCCAGCAACCCGUACAGCACGGUCACCAUGGACGAGCUCCGCAACAAGUGGGAGAAGCCUUAUAUCCUGGCGGAUGAGCUGCGUCGAGAGCUGCCUCCCGACCAGGCCCAGUAUUGCAUUAAGAGGAUGCCAGCCUACUCUGGCCCAGGCAGCGUGCCUGGGGCCCUGGAUUACACGGCCUUCUCCUCCGCGCUGUAUGGGGAGAGUGAUCUGUAA